AUGAACAAGCAGGAUAAACAAUUUGUCUUGAAGUUAUUCAAGAUUAAGAAUGGGGAUAUAAAUCUUCUAAAAAACAGAAUAACUCAUUUUAGCAUUAACAAUAAAUGUAUACAUAUCGUUUUUUGUAAUAAUACACUAAUAAAAUAUUAUGUCGAAGAAAAUGAGUUAUCUUACAUUGACUUUUACAGUAAAAAGGGAUCAAAUAAUAAAGCGGAAAUAAGAUCUAUAUUUUUUGAUAAUAACUGCUAUCAUGGAUUUAUAUGUUUAGCAAAUAAGGAAUAUGUUUAUAUUCAUUUUGAAAAUAAUAUUGUGCAAAAUCUAGCAAAGUUAAAAAAAUAUAAUAUUUCAAGCUUAUGUUUUAAUGAUUAUUCUGAUACAAAAAAUUCAAAUUCAUUUUUAAUAGCAACCAAAGAUGGAGAAAUUAUUGAAAUGUCCAUAAACAAUAAAACAAAAAAUUAUAAAGACCACGAAGUUAUAUAUUCAAAUGAUAAGUUAAUAAUACUGGAUAUUAAUAUGAUAGAUAUUGAUUUAUAUCAUUCCCGAAAUAGUAGUGAAUUAUUAAGAAUUAUUUACUUUACUACAUGUAAUAGUUUACAUGAAAUUAGUUACACAAUUAAAAAUUGUAAAAAUAAUAAUGACAACAAUAAUAAUUUGGAAAAUUUUGAACCCAUCACGACCAAUAUUAAAACACCUAUAAAAAAUAUUGAUUCAAACAGUUUAGCAGAUGAAACAAAAGUUUAUGAAUGUUCUGUAGAUUCUUUGAUAUCUAUUUUAAAGAUCGAAAAAAUUCGGAAUAAAAAUUAUUUAUUUUGGGUUAAUGGGUCAUGCAUAUUUAUUAGCAAAAUUAAUAAUUAUAAAAAAAAAAAAAAUGUUAAAUAUAAUGUAAAACAUAAUAAGCAUAUAAAAAAUAAAAUUACAACAGAUUUUUAUGAUACAGAUGAUAGUAUCUCCCAUUCUACAUCAUCAAGUGGUUCAGAUGGGGAUGUUAAUAUUGUAUCUUUAACCGAUGAUAGUGAAAAUGAACAAACAAUAAAAAAAGGUGGCAAGAACACGAAAGAAAUUAUACAAAAAAAAAUAAUACAACGAAAUAACUAUUACAAUAAUAAAUAUAAACAAUUUAGUAAUAUAAAUGAAGACAGUGAAGAUAUAGAUGAUUAUACACAUGAUCAUGUUUGUAGUAAAAUUACUGAAAAUAUAUUAAACUUAAAAUUUUAUCUAAAUAAUAAUUAUGUUAUAGUAAAUUUCUUAGAUAUAGGUAUAUAUACAAAUGAAAAUUUAAAAAGCUUUGCCUUUGUCAAAUCAUUUUAUGAAUCUAUUUAUAAUAGUCAACCAAAUAGAAUAUGCUACAAUUCCAAUGAAAAUGAUAAGGAUAAUGAAAAAGAUGAUAUCAAUGAAAAUAAAGAAGCAAAUACACCAAAUAACGAACUUGCAAAUAGCUAUAGUAACUAUAAUAAUAAUAUUUCUGUUAUUGUUGAUAUGUGUGUAAAUGAUUCUUAUAUGUUUAUUCUUUUAGAAGAAAAACUAAUAAUUAUUAAUAACGUAAAUUUUAAAAAAGUAUAUGAACAAAUAUUAUCAACCGAAACUUAUGGACAUGCAAUUAAAAUUAUGAAAGACAAACUUGACAAUCAAAUAUGGAUAUGUACAUCCAAACAUAUUUUUAAAAUAUUAAUAAAUAAGAGUAAAAAUGAUAUGCUUUAUUUAAAAAAAAAAAAAUAUGUUCAAAAAAUGUUCGAAACGAAUAUUCAUAAUGAUCAAAUUAAAAUGAAAAAACAUUUAAUACGAAAUAAUAAAUAUGAUAUGGAUCAAUAUAAAUAUACAAAUUUCAGUACAGAAGAUAUGCUAAUAUCAUUUUUACAUAAAAAACAAUAUUUUAUUAUAGCAAAUUUUUUAUAUAAUAAUAUACAUUGUUAUAAUAAUAUAAUCCGAAUAUCUCUUUUUAUAUGGCUUAUUCAUUUAUAUGUUUACUCAAUAUAUUUAUAUUAUUAUUUAUAUAGAAUUGUUUCGCUUACAUAUUCUGUUAAAAAGUCAAUCCAAAGUAUCGAAAAUGACUCUAGUGGUGAUGUAGAUGAUAACAUAAAUGAAGCAGAAAAAAUCAGGGAUGAUAUAUCAGAAGAAUAUACUACCGAUGCUUAUGAAGAACACAACAACAAAUUAACAAAUUCGAUACAACAGUCUUCUACUGAAGAAGAAGGAUGGACAACUUGGCUAGAAGAAUGGGGUAGUGAUUCAGAAAGUUUAUUAAGUGACGAUACAAACACAUCAAGGGGUACGAUAACAAAUACCAAAGAAUCUGAUAUUGAAAAUGAUGAUAUCGAAAAAUCGAAUAAAAAAGCAAACGCUUUAUCAUAUAUCAAAGAGGUUGAUAAAACAGUAAAUAAUAGUAAUGCCACUAAACAGAUUGAUGCACUUCGGGAAAAGUCCCAUAUUUACAAAAAUAACAAAAAUUCUUUUCUUCUUUUUUUUGAAACACUUGUUGAUAAAGAAGAAAGACAAGAAAAUAAAUAUAAUUUUGAUCUUUCAAUUGGGAAAAAAGUAAAUAUAAAAGCAUUAACAAAAAAUGAAAAUUUUUAUAUUUUUUUAAAAUUGUAUAAAAUGAAAAAUGCAGAAAUAUUUAAUUUUUUAAAAUGCCAAAAAAGUUUACUUGUAAAUGAUAUAGAAAGAUACAAAAAGAAAUACACACUUUCAAAUACCAAUCAAAAUGAUAUUAGCCACCAUAAGAAUCAUUUAAAAAUAAAACAAAAAUUAUAUAAAAGUAUUUAUUCUUAUAAAUGUUUAGAAGUAUGUAUAUACUUAAUAAUUUUAUUAAAACAUUUUAAAAAUUUUUAUCAACUAAAUGAAGUAAUACUCGAGAUACUUCAAAAUUUUAAUUGUAUUAAUUUUUUAUUACUUUAUAAAUAUAUAUGUAACGAUUAUACAUAUAUAGUAAAUUAUUAUAUUAAUAAUAAUAAGUUUAAUUUACUUCUUAAUAUAAUAACAAUAUUCCCACAAAACUUCUUGUUAGAAGUUUUACAAGAACAUUCAUUUAUUCUUUUUCUUCAUGCUCCGCAAAAAUAUGUUGAAUUGCUAAUUUUUUACGACAAUUUAAUUGAAGACUAUACUAAUAUAAUUAUUUGCAUGUUUAUAGUUACUUACUUUUUUAUGAAGAAAAAGAAAAAUGAAAAUCUAACUCAAGCCAAAGAAAUCAUAAAUAAAACUAGCGAUAAUGAUGAAAAUAAUCUUAAAGAAGAGGGAUCAACUUAUGGGUUUGCUAGAAAAAAGCAUCAUAACCAUAUUCAGGAUAUCUAUGAUAAACGGACUAAUGAAUGCAUAAAAUAUUUGGAACAUAUCUCAAACAAAUUGAUAGAAGAAAAUGCAGAUGAAAAAAAAGAGAAUUAUAUAUACACAUUUGAAUGUAUAUGGAAAAAUAAUCACGUAAUAAACUGUUUACUUAUUUUAUAUAUAGAAAAUGAUAAAGAUGAACAAAUUAAAGAUUUAUUAAAUAGACUAAAAAAUUCGGCUAUACAUUUUGAUUAUUUAUUUAUUAUACGAUUUUUAAAAGAAAAAAAAAAAGAUAGCUUUAUCCCUCACAUAUAUAUAUUAAUGAAAUAUUUUGAAGAAGCUGUAGAUAAAUCAUUAGAGUUAAACGAUUAUGAUGCUGCAAAAAAUGCUGUGUUAAUAUGUGAAGAUGAAGAAGAGAAAAAAAAAUUAUUUUUAAAAAUAAUAAAGCAUAUUUCCAAAAAUUUAAAUAAUGAAAACUUAAAAGAAAUAAUUAACUUAAUCCGAGAUUCCCAUUCAAUAUUAAAUUUACAUGAUAUAUUACCUUAUAUUAAUGAAAAUACAUUUAUAGAAUGUUUAAAAACAGAUAUAUGCUCAUUAUUGGAUGUAUAUAAUAUUAAAAUUAAAGCAAAAAAAGAAGAAAUAAAAGAUAACUUAAGAACAAUUAACUUAUUAAAUAAUGAUAUUAAAGAUAUAAAAAAAAAGCACGUUGUUCUAAAUAAACAUGAUAUAUGUUAUAUUUGUAAAAAAAAUAUAUAUUAUAAAAAAUUCUAUGUGUUCUCUUGCAAUCAUUAUUUUCAUAGUGUAUGCUCUUUAAACCUUUAUAUCAAUCAUAAAUCAAAAGAAAAUCUAUUUCACAUCUAUUCUAUACUUACUAACUAUAAAAAUGCUGUUGCUAGUCAAAACGAGCAUGAUAUUCUUUUAUACGAAACAAAAAUUAAUGAAAUCUUAACCGAAGAAUGUUUUAUUUGUGGAUCCUUUUCCAUAAACUCAAUUACAAAAAGCUUCAUUUCACAAAGCGAGUAUGAUUUGGCAGAUAGUUGGGCUAUAUCAAAUGAAUAA
Messenger RNA from Plasmodium vinckei vinckei, 4317 nucleotides. RefSeq names its product vacuolar protein sorting-associated protein 18, putative. The record is from RefSeq and is a predicted model, not a curated record. Gene Ontology annotation, molecular function: protein-macromolecule adaptor activity. Gene Ontology annotation, biological process: organelle fusion; vacuole organization; endosome organization. The transcript has a single exon. NCBI's taxonomy places the organism in Eukaryota, Apicomplexa, Aconoidasida, Haemosporida, Plasmodiidae. Bases 1 to 4317 code for a protein of 1438 amino acids. Gene Ontology annotation, cellular component: endosome; HOPS complex.